AUGUGCCUUGUAAUAUUGCAAUCGGUAAUGGAACAGAAGCCAGUUUCCUCACCAACGACGGUCCCGAGCGGUGUCAUAGUACAGAGUUGUGUUCAGGUUGACGAUGGUAGUAGCAUACUAGGGGGUACAAGCACUAGCGUAGGUAGUAUUUCUGAUAGCAAUCUUAGCUCGACGACCGCGAUCCACAAGCCGAAUAUCACAUCGUCAGCUGCUGGUUCCACAACGGCCACCCCGGUAAAGGCGACGUCCGGUGCACUGACAACGUCUUCAUCGGUUGCAUCGUGCAUUCCCAGUCCGAUAUUGAGUCCUCCACGGAAGGUGUGGGGUCGCAAUAAUAACGGAACAAUGGUUGAAACAUCCACCCCGUCCAAUGAAGCUGAACUUCAGCUUUAUCGUGUCCUUCAGAGGGCAAGUUUACUGAACUAUUAUGACACUUUGCUUGAAAUGGGAGGAGACGAUCUACAGCAGCUGUGUGAGGCAUGCGAAGAAGAAUUUUUGGAAAUAAUGGCAUUAGUGGGAAUGGCGUCGAAACCAUUGCAUGUACGACGCCUGCAAAAGGCACUACAGGAGUGGGUAACCAAUCCUACAGCUUUUCAGAGUCCUUUAACCAGUCUGGACACUCCAUCCAGGCUAACAUACAGUCCUGGUCCUGGGUCGAUAGCACGGAGUGUUAGCAGUUAUUCUGCAUCUGCGAUAGCACCUACGUCCAGCUUCAUCGCAAAUCCUUCAUCUAGUACAAACAUUCAACCGUCUUCGUUAGGUCACCUAGCGACUAGUCUUAGUAGUAGUAUUAGUAGUAACGUGGUUAGCCCUAUCGGUUCUACCACAGCAAGUUCAUUGCAAUUGACACCCUGCCUGACGGAAGACCAAAUUGCUAAAAUUGUUCAAGCGGCCGAGCGACUCUCUAGGACGAUUCCUCGUCAUCUUGAACCACGGCAGCAAAACAUUAAAAAACGUACAACACGUGACCUGGAGCAGGUGAUAGCAAUGAGUGAAAACGAUCCUCGUCGAAUGGAAGAGAUUCGAAAGUAUUCCGCUAUCUACGGCCGCUUCGAUUGCAAACGGCGCCCGGAGAAACCACUAACUCUCCACGAAGUUUGCGUGAAUGAGGCUGCAGCGCAGAUUUGCAAAUACGUCCCGGCCCUGCUUACCCGACGAGAUGAACUUUUUCCUCUAGCGCGGCAAGUUGUGAAGGAAUGCGGCUUCGGGCAUUCUGCCAGUAUACGACUGACCGGGCUAUGUCAUACUCAAACUAGUCGGCACGAGGAGAUGGAUACGUCACAGCAAAUGAAGAGAGCUCGACUGUCCAGUGAUACCAGUUCCGAUCUCGGAAAGGAAAAUUCAGACGACAACAGAGACCUGUCCAGCACUUCCUUAUAUCAGCAGAUGGGCGACAAGCCAUUCGACCUGACCGAUUCAAGUAAAUUUUCGUUUACCAGAUCCGAAUUUGAUGACGCAGAUUCUAGAUUUAGUUUUAGCAAUUCAAGUUCGUCACCAGUUCAAGCUGGAAAUGGAAUCGACCGAGAUUUGAACGAUCACGAGUUCCCGGACAGUCUAAGACAUACCGCAAGAUCGUUAAUUCCCCACGACAGUUCUCUUGGUGUCCAAGUCAUAUCCUCAUCGGGCGGUCACAUUAUCGCCGUCGCUAAUCCUGCAUUGGCGCUCAGCCCAGCCUUAAGUGAAGCCAUCACCAUUAAGCGAGAGGCAAUUUCUCCAGACUUAUAA
Messenger RNA from Sabethes cyaneus, 1725 nucleotides. RefSeq names its product NGFI-A-binding protein homolog (gene nab). The record is from RefSeq and is a predicted model, not a curated record. Bases 1 to 1725 code for a protein of 574 amino acids. Gene Ontology annotation, molecular function: transcription coregulator activity; transcription factor binding. The transcript has 7 exons. Lineage: Eukaryota; Metazoa; Arthropoda; Insecta; Diptera; Culicidae. Gene Ontology annotation, biological process: negative regulation of DNA-templated transcription. Gene Ontology annotation, cellular component: nucleus.